UGCAAACACUAGUCGUCAGAAGGUAUGAUGUUGAAGGCACUUGGCAUUGAUGACUCCUCCCCUCCUUCAGGCAUGUAUAAGAGAGGUCGUUGGUCCUCUGGAGGAGUUAUUGCUUAUCUAUACUCUUGUGCACCAAGGUGUUGGAACACUUAGUCGACAAGAUGUUUUUGCACAUUGUCUUGGUCAUAGCAGCGGUUUGCUCCUCACAAGGCAUGCCUCAGAGAGAAACUCCUCAAAUCACAUCCCGGAUUGGAGAAUCCAAGCAACUUCUUUAUCUUCCUGAAAGACAACAAUACACCCCUGAAUUGCAGUAUGACCUAUCUUUGCUAGAUCCACAAUUUCAAGUGCCUUCAUACAAUUUCAUCGGAGAUAAACAACAUUUCCCGAGAGUGCAACCACAAAUCGUCUUGAUCAACGGUGGCGCCACUCCAGGUCAAUUCCUCCUCCAGCCUGGAUCCCCCCCUGGCAAUUUCCUGGUGCCCCAAGGCCCUAACGUGAUCCUUCGGGAUCCCCAAGGACCUCAAAGACCUGUCUUCGUUGCAGGAUACCCCAAACCGGCUCAUAUUCCACCAAUUGAGAAAGAUGCCGAAGAAGUGCCAACCAAUCCAGCAAAAAUUCCACCACUUACACCCAAAGGAGAAAAGAAGCCUGAAAAAUUGGAAACGUUCGACGAACCCGACAACUCGAAAAAACAAGCAACUGAAGCUGAAGUUCUUGCCGCAGCUGACCGAAACCCAGCCUUCAACACCAGGCCAAAUUUGCGUCCAGGCCAAAGAUUUUUCAUCCUGAAUGGCCAACCUCUCUUCUCCAAUUUCCCUUACAACAACCAAAUUUACCCAGGAAUUAACCCCAACCUGAAAUACGCUCAAGUAGCUCCCAGUUUCGUUCCCCAAACCCCCACCAAAAACAUCUCCCCCUUCCAAAACGUCCUCUUCAGAAACACUCCGGUUGAAAACACACACAAACCAACUGGCAGCGAUUUUCACCAAUCUUACCCUGAAAAUCUAGUCCUACUCAACCAACCCGGAAUUUUCCAGGACGAUGUUAUUUUCCGGAGCCCUGCUCUUCCCUUGAAUCUUGUACAGAAGCCAAAAGACGAGCCCCAGCUCAGAGAAAACGAAAAUGGUUAUGGUCUGUUCCAUUUGAGGAGCAAAGAGGAGCAAGAGGAUGAUACGAUUGUAGUAGAUGCUAAAGAGCAACAAGACGGAAGUGUUGAUGAUAAUAACGAUGAGCAAGACACAGAGGCUGAGGUUGUGUCAGCUGCUGAUAAGCCAGACAGCGAGCCAACGAUUUCGCAAGCCCAACCGGGGGCCAUAGCCCUUGCCGGCCCUGGGGGCGUCGCUGCAGCAGCCCCCAGGGGAACUGCUUUCGUCGGAAAGGAAGGAGUUGCCGUUUCGAGUCCUCAAGCUACUGCUGUUGCGGGACCAAGCAAGGACGCCAUCCAGGAGAAGAAUAAAAAGCAAAAUAAGAGAAAGCAGUGAUUUUUGUGUGAUAUUUAGAUGAUUUCGAAUCGCUGAAUUCAAAUAAAAUUGAUGGUUUUAUUUUUAAACUAUUUAUAAGCAUUUGGAAAACAUUGCGAAUGUGGUAAUUUUUGUAACUAUUACCAUCUCGAAUGCUUCUCUAAUUAAUUAGAAAUGUAAUGAAACACAUAAUAAAAUAUACUUUUUAAUAAA
This is a messenger RNA of Tribolium castaneum (red flour beetle), 1673 nucleotides long. RefSeq lists its product as uncharacterized. NCBI's taxonomy places the organism in Eukaryota, Metazoa, Arthropoda, Insecta, Coleoptera, Tenebrionidae. The coding region runs from base 162 to 1481 and encodes 439 amino acids. The transcript has 4 exons. The record is from RefSeq and is a predicted model, not a curated record.